Molecule: messenger RNA, 2562 nt
Organism: Indicator indicator
Lineage: Eukaryota; Metazoa; Chordata; Aves; Piciformes; Indicatoridae
Gene: KCNQ3
Product: potassium voltage-gated channel subfamily Q member 3
Exons: 15
Coding region: 1-2562 (853 amino acids)
Biological process (GO): potassium ion transport; transmembrane transport
Cellular component (GO): membrane
Molecular function (GO): voltage-gated potassium channel activity
Source: RefSeq, a predicted model, not a curated record
AUGGGGCUGAAAGCGCGGCGAGGAGCAGCGGGUGGUAGCGCGGCCGGAGGGGCGGCGGCGGCGGCGGGCGGGCGGCGAGCGGCCGCGGGAGGUGGUGGCGACCCCGAGCAGGGCUCGCUGGCCCUGGGCACCGGCGCCGACCGCGACGGAACUCUGCUGCUGGAGGGCGGCGGGAAGGAGGAGGGCGGCAAGCGGAGCCCGCCGGGGCUGGGGCUGCUGGCGAAGACCCCCCUGAGCCGCCCGGUGAAGCGGAACCACGCCAAGUACCGCCGCAUCCAAACUUUGAUCUACGACGCCCUGGAGCGACCCCGCGGCUGGGCGCUGCUCUAUCACGCCUUCGUGUUUCUGAUUGUCUUGGGGUGUUUGAUCUUAGCUGUCCUGACAACUUUCAAGGAGUAUGAAACUGUUUCGGGAGACUGGCUCCUGCUGCUGGAAACCUUUGCCAUUUUCAUCUUUGGAGCAGAGUUUGCCUUAAGAAUCUGGGCUGCUGGGUGUUGCUGUCGAUACAAAGGAUGGAGAGGGAGACUCAAAUUUGCCAGGAAGCCUUUGUGCAUGCUGGAUAUCUUUGUGCUGAUUGCUUCAGUGCCAGUGGUUGCUGUUGGGAACCAGGGAAAUGUUCUGGCCACAUCUCUCAGAAGCCUCCGCUUCCUCCAGAUCCUACGGAUGCUCCGAAUGGACAGGCGAGGUGGCACAUGGAAACUUUUGGGAUCAGCCAUUUGUGCACAUAGCAAAGAACUCAUCACUGCUUGGUACAUCGGGUUCCUGACACUCAUCCUGUCCUCGUUUCUUGUUUAUCUGGUUGAAAAAGAUGUUCCUGAAAAAGAUGCUAAUGGAGUGGAGAUGAAGGAAGAGUUUGAAACCUAUGCAGAUGCCCUUUGGUGGGGACUGAUCACCCUUGCUACGAUUGGAUAUGGUGACAAGACCCCUAAAACAUGGGAAGGACGGUUGAUUGCAGCUACAUUCUCACUCAUUGGAGUGUCUUUCUUUGCUCUUCCUGCAGGUAUUUUGGGCUCAGGACUGGCACUGAAGGUCCAGGAGCAACAUCGUCAAAAACAUUUUGAGAAAAGAAGAAAGCCAGCAGCUGAACUCAUCCAGGCUGCCUGGAGAUACUAUGCUACUAAUCCCAACAGGAUUGACCUAGUUGCCACCUGGAGGUUUUACGAAUCAAUAGUAUCAUUUCCAUUUUUCAGGAAAGAGCAAUUGGAUGGUACUGCCAGCCAAAAGCUGGGUCUCUUGGAUCGGGUUCGUGGUACCAAUACUAAAGGAAAGCUAUUUACCCCUCUGAAUGUAGAUGCCAUUGAAGAAAGUCCUUCAAAAGAGCCUAAGAAUGUUGUCUUGAAUAAUAAGGAGCGUUUUCGCACUGCAUUCCGAAUGAAAGCGUACGCUUUUUGGCAAAGCUCAGAAGAUGCAGGAACAGGGGAGCCCAUGGCAGAGGAGAGAGGCGACAGUAACGAUUUCCUUAUGGAAGAUAUGAUUCCAACAUUCAAGACAGCCAUCCGAGCUGUCAGAAUACUACAGUUUCGUCUCUAUAAAAAAAAAUUCAAGGAGACUUUGAGGCCUUAUGAUGUAAAGGAUGUGAUAGAGCAAUAUUCAGCAGGGCAUCUUGACAUGCUUUCCAGAAUAAAGUAUCUUCAGGCAAGAGUAGAUAUGAUUUUUACACCUGGACCUCCAUCUACUCCCAAGCAUAAGAAAUCCCAAAAGGGAGGAGCUUUUUCUUACCCUUCACAACAGUCUCCCAGAAAUGAUCCAUAUGUAGCCAAAGCACCCACAGCAGACACUGAAGACCAAAGUAUGAUGGGCAAAUUCGUUAAAGUUGAACGACAGGUUAAUGACAUGGGAAAGAAACUGGAUUUUCUUGUUGAUAUGCAUAUGCAUCAUAUGGAACAGCUACAAAUACAAGUUGCUGAGAUAAGUCCAUUGAAAGAAACUGCUUCUCCUGCAAAGGAGAAGAGAGAAGAUAACAAAUAUUCUGAAUUAAAAACAAUAAUAUAUAAAUACGCUGAGCAGAGUGCUCAUGAAACUCCUUAUAACUUCCAGCAGGUUCCAGUCAACAAAGUUAGUCCUUAUGGUUUUUCAGCACAUGGUCAUAUGACUCAUUCACAACCUUUAUCAAUGGGUGGGCAAAACUCUGGCAAAAUGCAAGCCACACCUUCCUCAACUUCAUAUGCAGAAAGGCCAACAGUCUUGCCUAUAUUUACAUUAAUGGACUCCCAGGUUAGCUACCACUCCCAAGGAGACCUACAAAGCCCUUACUCAGAUAAGGUGUCUCCAAGGCAGAGAAGGAGCUUAACAAGAGACAGCGAUACUCCAUUGUCCCUUCUCUCCGUCAACCAUGAGGAACUUGAGCGCUCCCCAAGUGGCUUCAGUAUCUCCCAAGAGAGAGACGACUUCCCGUUUGGCCCCAAUGGAGGAUCGGCGUGGAUGAGAGAGAAACGCUACCUAGCAGAGGGGGAAACAGACACAGACACCGACCCUUUCACACCAAGUGGCUCCAUGCCUUUGUCUUCUACAGGAGAUGGGAUUUCAGAUUCAGUAUGGACCCCUUCAAAUAAGCCAGUUUAA